UCGCAGCUGGGAGCCAAACUUGAGCGAAAGUCAACGAGAUGCCUGGAAACUGACCGAAAAAACGGAUGGCGGUCGUUUUGACGAUCGUGUCAACCCCCGUUUUUCCUCUCCUAGCGUGGAUCUAGCGAGCGAGAAGGUCCAAACAUUCGGCAAACUGGAGCAUGCUGACAAGAAAGGACACCUUGUGCCUCGUACUGGUUUUUCUAGCGGCAACCUUCAUCUAGACCCCUGAUUGCAUCUGCAGGAAACAUGAGGUUCGGACAGCUUCUGUUGAAGGGCAGCACAUUGGCUGGGAUACCAAAACAAGUGGAGAGGUUCGCCAAGUUCUCCCCUUCGCCUUUGUCCAUGAAGCAGUUCAUUGACUUUGGCUCAGCCAAUGCAUGUGAGAAGACCUCCUUUGUGUUUUUGCGUCAGGAGCUUCCUGUCAGACUGGCCAACAUAAUGAAGGAAAUUGACUUCCUCCCUGACAAGCUCCUUGGCACACCGUCCCUGCAGCUCCUCACCAGCUGGUAUUCACGGAGUCUGCUUGAGCUUGUGGACUUUUUAGAGAAAGACCCAGACGAUAAGCAGGUGCUGACUCAGUUCACACAGACCUUAGUGAACGUGCGCAAUCGGCACAAUGAUGUGGUGCCCACCAUGGCCCAGGGCGUGGUGGAGUACAAGGAGGCAUUUGGGGUGGACCCCGUCACCAACCAGAACGUCCAGUACUUCCUGGACCGCUUUUACAUGAGCCGCAUCUCCACACGCAUGCUCAUGAACCAGCACACAUUAAUCUUCAACGGCAGCGCUAACCCUGCCCAUCCCAAACAUAUUGGCAGCAUCGACCCCACUUGUGAUGUGGUGGAGGUUGUAAAAGAUGCCUAUGAGACCUCAAAAAUGCUCUGCGAGCAAUAUUACCUCAUCUCUCCCGAUAUGGAGAUCACACAAUUCAACUCGAAAAACCCAGGCCAACCUGUCCAUAUUGUCUACGUGCCAUCUCACCUCUAUCACAUGCUGUUUGAGCUCUUCAAGAACGCCAUGAGAGCCACUGUAGAGACCCACGAGUCGAGCCUGACUCUGCCGCCGAUCAAAGUGCAAGUUUCACUGGGCUCAGAGGACCUCACUAUCAAGAUGUCUGAUAAAGGAGGAGGAGUACCUCUGAGGAAGAUUGAGCGUCUGUUUAGCUACAUGUACUCCACUGCCCCCAGCCCUGUGCAUACGGACAAUUCCCGCAAUGCUCCUCUGGCUGGUUUUGGCUACGGCCUUCCCAUCUCCCGUCUGUACGCCCGAUACUUCCAGGGUGAUCUGCAGCUCUACUCCAUGGAGGGCUACGGCACCUCAGCUGUAAUAUACCUGAAGGCCCUGUCCUCGGAGUCGGUGGAAAGGCUUCCUGUCUUCAACAAGUCCGCAUUAAGGCAUUACCAGACAAGCACAGAGGCGGAUGACUGGUGCAUGCCAAGCAAGGAGCCGAAGAACCUGGGCAAGUACGAGAGGAGCCGCUAAUGAAAUGAACUGAUGGAGCCGAGACAGAAUGAAACAAUAGGAACGAAUGAUGAAGAGAUGGAAUGAAGAGGAAGAGGGGUUUGGUUUGUAAUAGGAAAAAUGGGUAAUCUUUUAUUGUAACUGGGAGAGGUUAGAAAAUAUCUUCACGUAGUUGCCAGGGUUGGGCUAUUAUGUAUGUGUGUGAGGUGGACUUUUCUUUCUUGGUCGAGAGAGAAGCUUGAAAAUUGAAUUUCCCCAGAGUUAAAGGCACCCGACAAUACUGAUCAAGUCACAUGGCACCCCUCACAUAAAAUUAGCUAAUUUCAAUUACUGAAAAAGGGAAGAUGAAAAGGGAGAACUGACCUCUGGCCAGCCUCAAGUCAGCUUCACCCAACAGAAUCUAAUUACAUCUGAAAGUCAAUCAAAUGUCACUUCAUAAGCGUCCAUGAACAUUGCCAUACUGUGCGUGUGUGUGUGUGUGUGUGUGUGUGUGUGUGUGUGUGUGUAUGAGUGUGGUGGGUCGUCUAUUUUAUACAUCUAAUCAGUUAAGUAAUAUUUGGCCUUACUCCAAUUCGCUCUUUCAUCAACCCUUUAAUACACUGCGUGCUACCCAAAGUUAUAUUCCUUACAUUCACACCCAUAGAGAACCUGCUGUUUUUACUCCCUCUGGCUACAGGUGAUAUUAAUCCUUUUAAUGAAGGUUUCUUAGAAUAGAAUAGGCAGUAGACUGUGUGCUUUAGUUAGUGUAUUUGUUUUGAACCUGAGACAAAUGAAAUGAAUCUUCAUGGUUUUCAUUUAUUAAGUCUUGUUAACACUCCUUUAAAAAAAAGAAAAAAGAAAAACGAUAAGUCAGAUGAUCUGACGUUAGCUUCUUAUCAGGUAUUACUAAAAAGUAUGUCCGAUAAUUUGACUUUCUACGUUGAGCACUAGAAAUGUGUCAUUGUUUAACGGAAUACAGAAUGUACAUACAGAUUCAUACAUACAUACAGAAUGUAAGUAUAUAUGAAUCUAUGUAUGCAUGUAUGCAUGUAUGUAUGUAUGUAUGUAUGUGAUUGUGUGUGUGUGUGUGUGUGUAUGUUUAAGUACGUAUGGUUCAACUGUGAGUAAUUUAAUGUUUUAUUGAUGAUAUGUUGAUAACCAUUUCCUAGUUUCCUAGUUAUCCAACACAUUGACAUCUAUUUUCUUCCUUUUUAAACAAAACAUGUUAUAUACAGAAGUAUAUCCAACAGGAUAUUUUAAAAAUCUAUUUUCAUAGAUAUGUGAAAAAAAAAUUGCUUGAAACUAAACAGUUUUAAUCUGAAAUGGCAACUAUAUCAUUAAUGUUAUCAUGGUGUUAUCGUUAUUGACAAGCAAGAUGUACUGAUUUCUGCGACUGGGGCCUUCAGUGGUAAUUUGAUAUUCGCGUCACCAUCAUGGGCCAUGUUUCAUCAUGGGCCAUGUUUCAUAAGUACAUUUUAGGUUGCGUACAGGGUUUGACCCCAUCUGUGACCUCUGCAUGUAGAGAAUCAUCUUCAGCGGUUAAGUUGUGUAUUGAAGUGUUUGGCUUCAUGGUGUUGGAUGCUAAUGCUCUGGCAUCAUGGGGAUUUUAUCCAGCGGGGUGGGGGCUGGGGGGGCUGUACAAAAUAUCAUCUAAUGUUUGUUCAACCCAACAUCAAUGGAUGAUUCAUGGACAUGAACUGAUGUCAUAAAAGAGGCCAGUCAAUACCAUUUCCAAGCUUUGUAGAUCUGCCAAAUGAUAUCUUUAAUCACUGAUUCAUACACAUAUUUCAUAUUCUCAUUUUUAAUUCCAGUCAAUAUGUUUGCUUCUGCAAACCACUUUACCAACCCUGUAUUGUAAUAAUGGUUUUGAAUAGUGAUUACCAGGUAUAACUACAUUGAUUUUAUGAUAUGAAUGAACUGACUGAUUUUUUGUUGUUGUUGUUGUUGUUGUUGGGUAAAGUUCAACAGUGUUUGGGACCUGUAGAUAUGCAAUAAUAGAAAUCAACUCUGAAUAGGUCAACAGGGUCAUAUUUCCUUUGCCUUUUGCAGUACUUUUUGCUUUUUGCUACUGUCUCAUCUGAUUAUUCCCUGCAGAUCUGUUAGCCAGUGUUGCAUAGCAAAAUCAUAUGCAAGUGAUUGUGGCAUUAGAUCGUGAUACUUAACUUGAGCUUGACUAAAGGCAAUUUCACUCAGCAGACAUCACAUUCGAGGGCAGAUGUGAAUGCUUCUCGAUUCGUGAAGCUUAGCACUAGGAAGGAACAAGCACACCUCUCAUUUCACCUCACUCAUCACACACAACUUGAUUGCUGUUCUAUUUCUUUUUGACAUACUGUCACAUAAUUAUCACAGAAACAGAUAAAGAAGGUAGUACUUUUUUUUUUUACUUCUCUCUUGUUACCAAUCAUUUCAAUUUCGGAAAACUUGGCAACAGUCGUUACUUAAUAAACAUUUGCAA
Molecule: messenger RNA, 3895 nt
Organism: Lampris incognitus (smalleye Pacific opah)
Lineage: Eukaryota; Metazoa; Chordata; Actinopteri; Lampriformes; Lampridae
Gene: pdk4
Product: pyruvate dehydrogenase kinase, isozyme 4
Exons: 11
Coding region: 250-1482 (410 amino acids)
Biological process (GO): protein phosphorylation; regulation of glucose metabolic process
Cellular component (GO): mitochondrion
Molecular function (GO): pyruvate dehydrogenase (acetyl-transferring) kinase activity
Source: RefSeq, a predicted model, not a curated record